This is a messenger RNA of Actinia tenebrosa (Australian red waratah sea anemone), 1988 nucleotides long. RefSeq names its product melanopsin-like. Gene Ontology annotation, biological process: G protein-coupled receptor signaling pathway. The record is from RefSeq and is a predicted model, not a curated record. Gene Ontology annotation, molecular function: G protein-coupled receptor activity. Lineage: Eukaryota; Metazoa; Cnidaria; Anthozoa; Actiniaria; Actiniidae. Gene Ontology annotation, cellular component: membrane.
CUGCUGAGGCCUGCGAAUUACAUCAGUCCCUCUAUUCUCGCUUCCUGCGUUUAAAUCUUAUUGUUUUUGAAGUUGUCUUAAAAGAUCUAAUCAAGAAAAUACGAAAUAAUUAAUUCCCUACGUUCUGCAGGACAUUUACCUUUGGUAUUUCGCAGCUGUACUAUUCGUCAUAGUUGGCGAGGAUAGAGAUGUACUUUGUAUCUUUAACAGACGAUUUUCUGUGCAUCUUUCAAGUGAAACGAGGAGUCUUAUUAGAGAAGUCCGUAAAACAACCUCAGCUAUGCUGCAACUUUCAUGUAUGAAAAAAUAUGACGAAUGAAACUCUACAAAUGAGCGAAAAUCCUUGGAACACAAAGGAAUCAGCGUGGGUAAUACUUUUCGUCUCAGUGAUAAUUCUGACGGGUAUUUUAGGAAAUACACUCGUGAUAGUCGUAACAUUGAUCAAUUGUACCCUAAAGACAACAGCUAACGCUUUCAUUGUGAACCUUGCAGUCGCUGACAUCCUCGCCUUGUUUAGCUUUGGCAUCAUGGUAAGUUCAUUAGCUAGAGGUAAAUGGAUUUAUGGUGACACAGCUUGCAAAGUUAACGGAUUUACAAUCAUGACGUUUGGUCUGGCAUCGGCCUUGUCGAUCAGUGCCAUAAGUAUCAAUCGGUAUCUUGUCACUGCCAAUCUUACCGCAUACCAUUCACUAUUUGGAGCAAAGAAUAGGACUCUAUUCCUUCUGGUGGCAUUAUGGAUAUUUGCGGGUACAUUCGGAAGUCUUCCACUUGUAGGGUGGUCAAGGUAUGAGUACUUCCCAGCUCGUGGGUUUUGUUUCUGGUCCUACUCAACGAGCUUUUCUUACACUAUAACGUUCUAUACUCUAGUUGCUCCAUGUUGUUUGGCAGCGGCAUUUUGCUACUGGAAAAUUUACCUCACAAUUCGUCAAAACAAACAAGGUCACAAUCAAAAUCUCUCCCUCUCCUCGCCUAAAGACAGUCAUAAGAUCAAAAGAAGACAGGAAAUGUCUAAUGAACUUAGCGAGAGGAAGAUCACUCUAUCUAUCUGCGUCGUUGUUUUUGUGUACUAUACGACUCUAGCACCGUUUAGUAUUGUCAACCUAAUGGUCGUCUGGAAACCAAGUUACGAGAUAUCUCCUUCAGUGGAUAUUGUAACUACGAUUGUAGCCAUGAUGAACCACGUUAUAAAUGUUUUUAUUUAUGCAACUUUGAAUCGCAAGUAUAGACAGGCAAUCCGGAAUUUAUUCGAAAAAAUCAAGGGGUUUGUUUGGCCGAAUGAGAAUAGAGUUCAGAGCUUCAAUCGAUCGAGAAAGCAGACGCCAAAACAUGACGUGACCUGGUGUUAGUAGGGCGACGACAAUUAAGUAAAAUUGUAAAUGUUGAUAAAUUUUCGUGAUAUUUGUUCGUGUCGUUUUAUUUCUUAUUGUUUGUUUUGAUCAUCUAAUUUUUUUAUUUUUCAUUUCAUUUUCAAUUUGUUUCAUUUCAUUUCAUUUCUUUCUUUCUUUCUUCAGUAAAAAUUUUAUAUUGGGACUUUCGCUUACAUAAUGUUAAACAUAAGAUUCACGCUUACGUUUGCUUUUAGUCAAUGCUUUAAGCGGGUAUGCGGUUAGUCACUGCUUUUAGGGGGUCUGUGGUUGUCAGUUCUUGUUAACAUAGCAAACGAUUCGUGCCAUUCCACGACGGAUUAUACCUUCUGCUGAGAAGCAUAAAAAAUUUAAAAUAUUUGCAACUCACGACAUUUUGUCAGUAGAAUUCCCGACUAUAACUGGAUACAAAAAUUCGGCAAAUUUCUAAAUUUUUAAUAGAGGUUGAAAAAAACCCUUAACAGUUACAAUUAACAGUCACAAUGUUUGAUAUUUUGAAUCAUUAUUUUUGAUAAACGUGCAUAUUUUUGUUGAAUAAUACAUUAAAUACAGGACAUGAAUAAUUAAUGAAUAUAAUCUGUAUACUGAACUUCUUCGAAUCAUUAAAAAAAAGUUUCUCGAUGA